UUUACUUAUACACAAAAUGUAUUGUAUGAGUUACAAAUCAAAAAUUACGCACACACAAAUCCAAAGUUACACACAAAUCAAGCUUUACGCACGCACAUCGGGGUGAGUCUUUUUUCUCUCCAUACCGGGGUCACAUUUUCGCUCAAAAGUACAUGAUUUUUUCCAAAUGUGAAAACAAUGGUCUUUGGAUUCAGUGACUGUUGCUCCAUAAUUAAUAAAAUAGAACACAUUGUUCCUCUUAAUAAGACACAAUCUAGAUCACAGGGACAAACAUGUUGUUUUGUCCUUCUCUCUGCAUGUCACAGGCAACCACCCUGCUGCUCUCCUGAUACCCAAUUAACUUCUCACCUGGAUCCUGAAGAGAGUUCAGGGUUCUCCACUAUGGCUUCUCUUGUUUUGUGUGAUCACAGACCUAAUCGUGGACCUGUCAUUACGCACCCCAUCGUCAAUAUUUGGAAUCUCCUGUCAGGUGGUCAUUGGGUAGGGAUUGACCACUCGAGGAUUUUGUGUCCCUGAUAAUCGGAGCGGGAAUAGCGCGGUGUUCCCAUAGAGACAUCCCCAACACAUGAACUCCCAUGACACCCUGGCACAGGCGCAGCCCAGAGCAGCGUGGGUGCGCAUCGCAGUAUAUUUUGCAGGAGUUAUUCUCGAUGCAUUUGAUCAUUUUGCUUACAAUUUUAUUUUAGCUUUUCUUUUUUGCUAUUUAAUAGCUGCCUUGACUUCCACUGGAUGAGUUUUACGCGUCGCUUUCUGCUCAUGCGCUCUUUUUGAGCUGUAAACUUUUGGCACAAGUGGACCAACUUCACCGACAUUUCAAUGCUCUUUACGUGCCUCCCAACUGGGAUUAACGCCUUGAGAGUUUCUUCAUACUAACACCGCACUUGCAGGCACUCCCGCGCGCUUUUACGCACGACGAUGGGCUCGGAGAAGCCAAGCUUUCUGUCCCAGCCAGUGGUGAAAAACAUUUUUAUGUUCCGGAAUGGAGAUCCGUAUUACGAGGCUCGCCGGAUUGUCGUGAACGAGAAGAGGGUGUGUAAUUUUGAAACUCUGCUGCGGGAGGUGACCGGCGGGGUUCAGGCUCCAUUCGGAGCGGUGAGGACCAUCUACACGCCGAGAGGAGGUCACAAAGUUGACAGCAUGGAGAGCCUGCAGAGCGGGGAGCAGUACGUGGCUGCAGGAAGGGAGAGAUUCAAAAGACUGGAUUAUUUGCAGAUUGGCACCAGAAAGAAGAGGAUGAUGCAGACUGUAGCCAUGCAGACUAAACCUCUGCCCACCAAUAGAAUUAGUGUCUCAGCUCGCUUCCUGAAGCCCAUCAAGGAGCCAUGUCCGAUAUUUGUGGCAGCUAACGGUGACAUCUUGAACCCUGCAAUGAGGCUGCUGAUCCACCAGAGGAUGCUGGGGCAGUUCGACAGAAUCCUGGAAUUGAUCACUGAGAAAAUGGGUCUGAAGGUGCUGGGAGGAGUGCGAAGUCUGUACACUAGUGAAGGCCUCCAGGUAACCGAUGGAGAGAAGUUGGAGAGUGGUCAGCUUUAUGUGGCUGUGGGAAGAGAAAGAUUCAAGAAACUUCCGUACAGUGACCUCCUUUUCUCCAAGCCAAGAGGAACAAGAAUAAUCAGAGGGAGGAAGACGUACUCUCUUCCACCUAUCUACAGAUACUCAAAGCAGAGUGGAAAUAGUAAGUCAGAGGUCCCCAGCAGUAACAGUGAGGAUCCAGAGUUCAAGACGUCUCCUUUGGGCCUCAGCAACACCAGCAAAGAGCAUCUGUCCUCCAUAGUGAGGGAGAUCUCCCAGUCAAAGCUGCUGUCCCUCAGGAAGAGGAAGAGCGGACAAAGCUUCAAUCCCUGUCCAUAUGAUGACGAUGAUUCCGAACCCAAGGUCAACGGUGGAAACUCAGAUUACAAAAUUCAUCUGGACCAGGAAGCUGUGGAGGAACUUGACGGUGAUGUUAAAGACACAGAAGCAAACGGUGAAAAAGAAGAAACACAGAACACAGAAGAGGCCCCACUGACCAAUGGAGACGACAAGGAAGAUCUGGAGGAAAAAGAUGAUCCAGAAACUAAAGAUGAGGACGAAAAUUCAGAUGAAAAACAUCCACAAGAUGAGACAAUUGGAGAGAACCGUGAUGAGGAAGUUAAGACUGUAGAGGAUCCUGAAAAAGCAGAAGAGAAGGAUGGACGUACGUCUGAAAACACCACAGAGGAAGAUAAAUUAGCAAGCAAUGAAGGAGACGGUGAAAGGCCAGAGGAAGGAGGCGAAAAAGUGGAAGAACAGAUGAAAGAGGCUGACGAGCCGAGUGAUCAAAGCGGAGGAGGAGGAGCAGCAGCUGCUGCCGAGGAACAAGAGGAGGAAGUUGAUGCACAACAGAAAAGCGAGGUCACAGACGAAAGAGAGGAGGAGAUAAAUAGCAAAGAGCAGAGGUCCAGCAGUGCUAACAGCGAUAAGACCCAGGGAAAUAAAAACGAUGGAAGCCACGGUCGCUCCGGGGUGGAGGAAGAGCAAGGAGGAAAUCAAGAUGAAGAUAAGCAGGAGCCGGGCAGUGGUGACAGAGAGGAACGCAGUAAUGACCACGUUAAUGAUGUAAACACAGGGGAGCAGAAAGAGAUAAAAAACAGCAAUGAUCCGGAAAGGCCUCAGUCAGCCAACGAGAGUAAAAAUGAUGCGAGCAGCAUCGUCAACGGUAACCAACAGGAAGCCAGCGAGGAGACGGGAGAGUCACAGGAGGGCGAAGGAAAUGGAGAGGGGACUGCAAAUGAUGAUGAGGUGGAACGUGAAGCACAGCUGGACAGAAAGAAUUCAGCCGCAACGACGAGUCAGUGAAGAAGCACAGAGCAGAAUUUAGUGCCGAAAAAGCAGCGAAGAGAAAAAUUAAGAAAACAAAGUUACAGCAGGAGAAGGGCUGGGAAUGGAACGCACAACAAAUCAAUAAUUUAGGGUGAAGUUAUGUCGUUUAGAUAUGUUUUCAUUGAAGAUUAUUUAAGAAGCAAAGAUUUUUGAGGUGACUGUAUAAGAGAACUGGACUGAGUGAGUGUGAUGUCACCCAUAGAAAAAGCCUUACUUCCAGCUCCAACAAAAUAUAUGCAAUUUUUGGUAUGGGCGUCACCAUUUUAAAACCGGAAAUCAUCAGAAAGCUGUGAUUUAUUCGAGUCGGUCGAGUCAAUAUUUCAGUGGCAACUACUCUAGCCAAUCAGGAGUGAGCUUGUUGGAAGGCCACACCCCUACUACUUGAACACAGACUUGGGAGAAUCUAUCAAAUGUUUUGAACGUUCGACGUGAGACCACAUGCUUUUAUUGAGACAGUUUAUAAUGGGAAUAACUUGGUAUAAAGAAAAAAAUAAGAUUAGCAAGAAAAAAAGGUAGCAGAGCAAGAAUGGUUAUUCUGACAAAAAAAGACUUGUAGCUGUUUACUUCUCAGUAGAACUCUAAUGUUACGUUCACACCGGGCUAAGACGCACUUUAAGGCAACCACUUUCAAUGAAAAGCCAAUGUAAACCAGAGUUCUAAGAAAAUAUCGGUUCAGUGAAAUAUCGCGAUACUUUAUUUAUCAAUUCCUGUACCGAUUGAAAAUACUGCCAAGGCAACACUUCAUUAAUUAUUUACAAUAAACAUGUAGUUCAGUGUCUUUCCUUUGUUCCACCUAAAUUUUUCCUAAAUCACCAUCACUUUUUAAUUUUUUUUAUUGUACGGCUUUGCCUGUCUUUUUUUGUGUGUGUGUACACAUUUCCUAUUUGGUUGUUGCGACUGCUAUUUGUCUGGUCUAUUGUUUAGAUAAAAGCAACUUGUUUAUAAGAUACAGUUGCUGUGUGUAAUGUUCUGAUCACCAAUUUUACUUUUGGGAAAAAUGUCUUAGUGUUCAGAUAAUUCUUAAGUCAUAAUUUGAAAAAUAGUGAAAUAUUCUCUGGUACUGUCUUGAGAUGUAUCAGGAUACACAUUGUAUCGUCACAUGUAUCCCGAUACGUGUCGUAUUGCCGGACUCUUGCCAAAACACACCCCGAAUGUAAGACUAUGUAAAUGCGCAUUUUGGGCUUUGACGUUCAAAACUCUUGCGUUAACAGAUCACUAUGCCAGUGUUGAGGUCUGUUUUCAAGAUCUAUAUAAAAAAUCCAUGGCUUUUGAACCACUUGAACUCAGAUUUGGUAGUGACGUGUGGGUAGUUUUUUUUUUGUUUUGUUUUUUUCAAAACAUUAAAGUACCAAAUAUUUGAAUGUUGAUCAUAAAGGGAAAAUAAUUAACUACGGUUUGGAAUUAUGUGACACCAAGUCUUUCAUAUAUCAGAAUAGAAAAGCUAUAAAAAGAAAAAGCCUGGAGAAAGAUUCAUGAAAUUUACACCGCUUUGACAUUUUACACCAAGCCUCUUGAAACUGCGAGUUCAUGCACUAGUAUCAGAUAAUAACAGUCCAGUGUGGAGAUCUUACACUAAAAGCAUAUUCAUGAAUGUCUGUUGAGCGGCUUCUUGAGCGUGUCACAUGCCCGAUGUGUACGUAGCUUAAGGGAUUUUGGCUUAGCUAGCGGGUACUUCUUGUUUGAAACAUUGACUGUAUAAGUACAAUCUGGACAUAGCAAGCGUCAUAGGAAAGGCAUUACCUUUGGCCCUGGCGAAAUCAGGCUAGAGCCUUCACCGUCACUUCCUGAUACGUCUACUGCCAUAUUGUAACCGAAAACCGCCCCUCGACAGAGAUUUUAGUCCGAGUUGCUCUGAGACACAUUUUUAGAGGAACUGCUGUCACCAAUCAUGACCUCCCACUGAAAGUGCCUUGGGGAUAUCUGUCAAUCAAGCGUUUGAGGCGGGAGCAACACGCUUUUACUGAGGCAUAUGAUUGGCCAGUUUAUAACUUAAAGAGCUGGUGAUAAAGAAAAAAAUAUAUAUAAAAAAUAAGGAUUAGAAAGAACGUACUAAGAA
Oryzias melastigma (Indian medaka) is the source of this 4897-nucleotide messenger RNA. Its product is annotated as doublecortin domain-containing protein 2. Bases 916 to 2817 code for a protein of 633 amino acids. Gene Ontology annotation, biological process: intracellular signal transduction; regulation of cilium assembly; neuron migration. The transcript is spliced from 11 exons. Gene Ontology annotation, cellular component: microtubule; axoneme; microtubule organizing center. NCBI's taxonomy places the organism in Eukaryota, Metazoa, Chordata, Actinopteri, Beloniformes, Adrianichthyidae. The record is from RefSeq and is a predicted model, not a curated record.